Acanthopagrus latus (yellowfin seabream) is the source of this 4262-nucleotide messenger RNA. RefSeq names its product putative protein MSS51 homolog, mitochondrial. The record is from RefSeq and is a predicted model, not a curated record. The transcript is spliced from 6 exons. Bases 2794 to 3948 code for a protein of 384 amino acids. Lineage: Eukaryota; Metazoa; Chordata; Actinopteri; Spariformes; Sparidae.
UGUCACUUCCCUUUAAACUGUUCUGUGGCUCGGUCUAUUCCCAAAUCUCACAAUAUACCUGCAUGAAAUCAGAUCAUGCACAUGCGAACAAAAGAUGCACACCCCAACAAAAGAUAUGGUGCCUGAAUUUAGCAACACCGUGAUCUUUUUCACUCUGUUUCUCAUUUGUAGCUGUUGCAGGCCUGUAAUUCGGCGAGUCUGACGGAUUUGCCAGAGUGCAGAGAAUAAAAGGGCAACGUUAAAUAAUAAUAAAAGUGUCUAAAGUAAAAUUAAAACACAAUGAUUGGAAAUAAAUAAUAGAAAUGAAUAAAUGAAAGCAUCUGAAAGCAAAAAAGAAAAUUCCAACUACCUACAUUUAUCUUUUGUACAUCCAUUCAUCAGCACAUGGCACCGUGCUGAGCAGAUGAUAAUGUAAUAGUUAUUAUGUGCUAAGUGGAGAUUCUCCUUAAGAAAUCAUGCGUUCUCGCCAUCUCCCAACAAUAAAAUGGCCAAGAAGUCAAGCAGCGUUUGUGCGACGGCUGUCUUCAGUUGUUGACAGCAACAGUACGAAGUGAUCCAAGAAACAGCAGGAGCCACAGGUGAAAAAAAUUGCCUUGAUAGAAAUCAAUGCCUGUCUGACACAGUCCCAACACAACAGAACAGUAUAUGUAUGCUUCACCUAUUCCAGGACUGUUUUGAGGGAUUGCAUUAUAUUACAAGUCAUGGGCAAAUCACAAGAUGCUGCCUCUGUAGCAGCUUUAAAAAUGUCACUUUGUGACUACAAAAUGAAGCCAACGCUCUGCAAACAUUUCAGAUAAUCCUUUGUGGAGACACGUCCAUAAAUUCCAUUCAAGUGAUUCAUCCUCUCAAGUCAAGUCAAGUGAUGAGACACAUAGAGCAAUUAGAGAAAAAUGCUUAAGUAGCCCAUUCAUAUUAGUCUUAUCAUUAUGGCCCCCUCACGGACAAUGAAUCACUUCUAACUGAAUAAAGAAGUCAGAAUUGCAUUAACCUAAAUGAAGGAGGUCGAUGUGAUAAUCCCACUUUAGAAACCAGCUGGCCCCUGUGACCGCGUAAAAAAAAUUGGCUUGCCUGUUGGAUUAAUGCUUGAAAUGACAAUGCUCAAUGAUGAUGCUGAUGUUUUAAACACACCAUGACAUCUGCAUUAGGAUGGGUCUUGUUAUUUGCUGUGUGGCAGCCUUUACAGUGUGACACUGACCUCUAGUGGAUGAAUGUGGUUAAAGCACACUGAUGGUUAACUGUGAUGGUUGGUGUUGUGGUGCCCUUCUUUGAAAACUAACCCAUAGCUCGGAAUGUAGUUUACUUGUCAUGGUGCCUCCGUGUUUCAAAAAAUAUGCAGCAGAAGCGCCCUAUGGAUGCCGCUAUUAUGAAAACAUGAUAAAGUGCCCUCUCAGUGGAGAAAACACACCAUAUGCCACCCUUAUAUGCCAGAAAAACAGAUGGCAUCUCUGAGGCUAAAAGCAUUUUUGGAGCCUUCUUCGCACCAAGCAGGGAAAGGUAAUAUCUUUAUUAGUCACGUACAAUCAUCCAAGGUACAGUGUAGUAAAACGUAUUCUCUGCAUUUAACCCAUCCAUGACUCAGUCUAAGCAUGAGGCCAAAGGUUACUCAAUCCUAAAAGAAGUGCAGUGUGAGUUGGAUGUAACUCUGGGUUGUGUGAACAGGGACUUAAGUUAUCCAUGGUUCAACUCUCAACCCAGAGCUGAGUAACAUGUUGUGUGGAAAAGCUUUAUGUGCCUCUAAAUAGUUAAACAGCAUAGGGCCAUGUUUUUUUGUGGUCGUCACGUCACGUGACAGAGUUAAUCUUGCUUGGAGCUUGGCACCGUUUCCCAGUGUAUGCAUUAUGUCUCUCUGUGUAUCUGUGCUUUUCCUUUUUAUUUAUUUAUUUUUUUCUCCACCCCCUGCCACUCAGAAAGCCCGACUCUGCCUCUGUGUGCAGAUCUUGUGAUGUCCGGAACAGUCUGGAGCUCAGGGUUGGGUAAUAACAGAUCAUAUGUGAUUAGUGUAACAUAAUCACUUUGCCAAAUAUAACUAACUACAGCCCAUGACAAAAAUGUGCAAUGAGACUCUAGUUACACUGUCAAGGAUUACUUAAUUACCCUCUUGAUAACAUCUUUAAAAUAUGGUCUUUGUUUAAAAUAAAAUCUGCAUCUCACAUGUUGUUGAAUCCACACAGUGCAGCGGUAGUUUGUGGCAGUGGGCCUGCUGUUUGUCAUGGUUUAUCCGCAUUGAUUAAAUGUUAAUGUAAAUGUUAAAUGAGUUAGCAUGCUACCAGCUAGCCCCGUCCUGGUCCAGUGCUCCUUUUUCUAGUGGUAUGAACAUCAACACUUCCAUAGUUCUGCUUCUCGCCCACUAGCUGCACGGCUAACUGAGCUAACCAGCUAACUGCCACCACAGUUAGCAGCAGUUGGUGGGAACUCCAGUGAUAUAAUUCCCCCCAUUUGUUUUGAGUAUGACUUCAACAGGUGGCCAGUUUUCACAUGUUGCACCUUUAAAGAGAAAAAUUAUAUUCAUAGAACUCAAAUUUGCUCAUGCGUAUCUUUUUUUUUAGUAUAGGGUGCAAUAUGUUCGAUGUUUGACGUUGAAGUGACAGUAAAUACAAUUCCAUGCAAUUUUAUUCAGUAGCAGACUACAUUUGAAAGUAAUCCGACCCCACUCCUGCUGGAGCUUUCUGGAAGGGACAGCACAGGUGCUAUAUCUGGCACCAGCAGCCCCCAACAGGCCGCUCAUGCUACAAACCACACCGAGGAGCAGCAGGGGAAGAGACAGUCAACUGCGCCACUGACACUCUUUUACAAAUGACGGAAACACAGAGAGCUAGUCUGGAGACCAAGGCUAAACCCACAGCCUACCGCUCUCAAAAAGAGAUGUUUGAGAAGAUGGAGGACUCUUUUAAAAUAUGUGCGCACUGUGAAAAGCGGCCAAAUCAGCUUUCAAACCCACAGAGUCUGAAACGCUGUGGCAGAUGUCUAAAUGUUUACUACUGCCGGAAAGAAUGUCAGAAGGAGGACUGGCCCAGACACAAGAAGUUCUGCCCACAGCUACGUCUGGUUGCCAUAGACAGAGUUGUGGAAUGGCUUCUGUUCAGAGAAGACCGUCCAUUCCCGACAGAAAAAUGGUCAAAGCCCGAGUCUCAGGUCAAAGGCUGGGAUGACUGGCUGGAGAUGCAGGGAGAUCUCACGGCCCGCCUCGAGCCCAUGUUAAAUGGAGCGAACAUGAAAGACUUGUGGACCAACGCUGGCAGGCCUCGGCCUGACGACGAGGACCUGAAGCAGUCACUGUGGAGGGUUUGCAGUGAGUUCUUCUCCAGGCCGCUGACCAUCGCCUGGGGGAUGAGGCUGUUUGGCCUUAAACCGUAUUCCAAACCUCUCACCAUUCACCUGGUGGGAGCGGGCACCAGUGAGACCAUGGGAGCCAGACUGACUGACUAUGAUGAGCUGAACAACAUGUUCCCCGGACACCAGGGUAUCGAGAUCGUCAUGGUGGGACCGGAGGUGGUGGACGGCCCUAUUGUCAGGCCUCCUCUGAGGGCGUUUGGGCCCAAGAAGAACGUCUACAUCAGCGCAUACAAGGGCCUCUACCACGAGUUCUGGGAGGAGCUGGUGGAGAAAGAGGAAGCAGCCAAGCCGGACCUGGUGGUUGGAUUUAACCCUGGAUUUGAUGCCAGUCAGGGUCUGGAUCAGGGUUGGCUUCCAACACUCCUGCUCCUCAGGGAUUAUGACAUUCCUUCUCUUUUCACUGCUCUCAGUGAGACAGAGAUGACGUACUCCCUGCAGAUCCUGUUGGAGCUGGAGAUGGACAUGAAGGGGAGCGGAGCCAACCCCUUCGCGUCACUGAAGCCAGAAUUGGUGGGCUCGUGUCCCAACAGCCCCCCCGUCUACUGCAACUCCCACUACUUCUGUUUCCAGGGUCUGCUGGAGACUGUGGAGUUUGAGGAGCCGGAUGAGGCCUGAAGGAGUCGAUUUUUUUUUUUUCAUUGUUUUGCAUUGUUUUUGAAUGCUUGUUUUCUUAUAAUGUAAUCAUAUCAUCACAUUCAAAAAAAUAUUCAACAAAUAGUGUGUAAAUCCAUAUGUAUUAUUUCUAAAAACUAGUUGGUAUAACAGCUGGGAGUGUUUGCUAUGACAUUUGCAUUCACUAUCUCGCUUUCAUGUAACAAUCGGUCAGUUGUGAGAUUUGAAUAUUCGGUCUAGGAACUAUUGUUGCAUCAGCAGAGAGGCAAUAAAGCUGUGUAGACAUAACCAAAUGUCGACAAUAAACACUUUGAAAU